This is a messenger RNA of Trichobilharzia szidati, 1128 nucleotides long. NCBI's taxonomy places the organism in Eukaryota, Metazoa, Platyhelminthes, Trematoda, Strigeidida, Schistosomatidae. The record is from the annotation of a GenBank genome assembly.
AACAUUAUAACAGAUAAUGACGAUAUGGAGAACGGGAUAUCCAACAUAAAACAGGUUUUGAUUGGAAAUGGUUAUCCUGAAAAGCUACUUGAUAAUAUUAUCAAUAGAAAGGAGCAUAAGGGAAAACCAAAAAUUGAAAAAUCCUGGCUAUCCACGAUAGCCAUCCCAUACCGAAAGGACACAGCUGAACAACUUCAAAGAUUAUUUGCUUCAUAUAAUAUUAAAGUCUAUGUCAAACCUUCUAACUCUCUAGAGAAGGCGUUAGUACAUGUCAAGGAUAUAGUUCCCAGAAUGGCACAAAGUAAUUGUGUCUACAAGAUAAAGUGUUCCGAAUGUGAUGCAUGCUAUAUAGGGGAGAGCAGUAGGCAGAUGAAGGUCAGAGUGAAUGAACAUAGACUAUGCACGAAACGUCCACCUAGAAAUGAAGUGGAACUAAAAAGUCUGGAAAAAAGAUCGGCUAUAGCAAUGCAUGCUAUAGAAAGCGGACAUAAGAUUGAUUUCGACAAUGUCGAAAUUCUUGGAAGAGGAUUUCAUUCACAUAAAGAAAGAUUGACUUCUGAAGCCUUGCACAUCUUAACCACAUCGAAUGCAGUGAAUAGGAAGGAUGGGAUAGACUUAUCACCUAUAUGGCAAACUCUUAUGAAGCAAGACAAAUGAAAAAAUCAAUCAGCACUCUAUGAGCCUCCAUGACCUUUUAAAACAUGUUUAUCAAAUAUGAAUUCACGUAUUUUCCAUAUGACAAAUAACAUACAUACACACACACACUCAUACAAAACUAAUCUAUACAAAUUAACCAUACAAGAAUGAACACAACAUCAACUUGACAUUAGUCAUUACAAAAUAUGUGAUGACUGCUUACAUAUUUUCUAUUGGUAAAAAUGUCCAUAGACAAAUGACCUUCAGACAAACUGACUGUAAUGUAUGUAAAAAAUUUUUGACUAUAUAUUUUGAUGAUUAUUAAAAUCCGAAUAAAUCUGCUGAAGAAGCUGUGGCUUACACAGCGAAACGUUCAGAAAAAUCUUGUUUUGAUUUUCUUAACACGCUGGGAUUAAUUUAAAUAAUUUAUAAUGAAUCAAUCUGACUCGGCGCUCAAAUUAUUUCAGGAAGUUCGUAACACCUACGGCCUGG